Messenger RNA from Umbelopsis ramanniana AG, 2723 nucleotides. RefSeq lists its product as uncharacterized. The record is from RefSeq and is a predicted model, not a curated record. NCBI's taxonomy places the organism in Eukaryota, Fungi, Mucoromycota, Umbelopsidomycetes, Umbelopsidales, Umbelopsidaceae. The coding region runs from base 38 to 2608 and encodes 856 amino acids. The transcript is spliced from 13 exons.
CGCAGUUCUAGAGCUGUCAUAAACUGUACCUUUAAGCAUGGACCUUCCAACAUGGCAGAAAAAUGCUAUCGACAUUAGACUAAACCGAGAACAAGACGAGAACCUUGGGGACCUAUCGAUAGCAAAAACAGAUACUGUGAAAAAUGAACCGACAAUCGGAUUUGGACAAGCCAUGUAUACGUUAUUGGAGGCGAACAACCAAACCUGGCGCACCACGUUUAUGCACCUACGGCAAGGAGUCGAGUUAAAAGGCUAUUUUGAAAGCGCAAUAGUAGCUAUCGACCAACAUAUUGCUAAUGAUAGCUCCGCGCAUCAAGAUCUCCUGGACUCUCUAGUGGAUAAGGUUCUUAUGACAAAGAAUCAUCACCACAAUUCAGCAUGUAACAUCGCGCAAUACUUGAUAUUGUAUUCGGAGAGCAAGUCAGCCUUUUGCGAUAUGUUGCAACAGCAAUUGAUGUCGGAUAACUUGAGAACCAAGCUAGCUAUUCUUCGAAUGAUAGCUUACAUUACAGAAGAUUGGAAGAAUACAGCUGAUACGCAAUUGGCAAACGUGCAGUACACUCAGGCGGAGGUCGGCACUGUAAAGCAAUUUGUAUCCUCGUGCGUUUUGAUUGCGUCCUCAAGUCCCAUUUCGACACAGCUUUCAGUUCUCGCUAGCGACUUAGUGCUUGUUAUAUCACGAUAUAUCUUGAAUUUCAUGGCACGUCCACCCUCUGAACCAAGUCCAGUUAGUGGCGGGAAGAUACAAAUUAUCGAAAUCCAACAAAGCGGCUCACAAGAAUACAAAGAUACAGCUGAACUUUUGGAAAAGAUGACAACACUCUUACAGACAAUGGAAAAAUGGCUAGAUGUCUCAGAAUUCUUGAUCAACCUUGCUUGGCGGGAGAUACAAUUGUUCUUGAAAGUGGCAAGGAACCACCUCGUGUCAGGAGACGUUAAUGCACAAUUACUGGACAAAUUAUCCAAGUUUUGGGAUGUCAUUUCGCGUGCUUUAUCCUCAAAGUAUAUUCGAUCCAAACCAAAAUUAAUGAUCAAGACUUUGAAAUCUCCAAAUGAUUUAAAGCCUGAAGAAAAGCCGGUGUGGCUACUCAGUACAGUGUGCACAACACUCAUCAUCAAUGGCAACAGAUAUCGAUUGUUUGUUCCUAAUAACGAGACGGAUGUUGAAUCGACACAAAAGCUGGAUACAGAACUGCUGGACCAUUCUGCUCAACUAGUACAGGACUACCUAGAUGUCUUCGACGUUCUUCCCGGCUUUGACAAAGUCGGACACAACCUGCGCAUGGCAUUACACUGUCUUCGGGGUGAUAACAUAGAAUCUGAUGACCUCAUCCCGUAUCAACUCGAGAUGCUACAACUAUACCCAGAAGAUAUGAACCAGUAUAUCAACUAUAGAUUUCCAAACAAAUUGAUAGAAGGAAUUUUCCAACAACUCGACAAAACAUCCCUUGAAUACAAUGUCUGCAGCAAAGUGCUAGAAGGCGCCACUCCCAAUUCAGACUACCCAACCUUAAUUAAACAUAUAUGCACGUACAUUGGCCAUACUGAUAGCCAGAUCAAUCAACUUGCCCAAGAUUGUAUUGCGAUGGUCUUGCAAAGGGAAGAAAAUUGCGAGGAAUCUCUAUUCAUUUUCAUCGAAUGCAUGCGUAACGUAGCAAACGGACAUGUGGAAAUCAGGCAAGUGGCGAACCAGCAAUUAUCACCUGCUAAUCUCUUGUCUGGCGGUGGUCUACCAAACAAUACCAAUGCAGCAGGAGGAGCAGUCGAGAAACUGAACCAGAUGAUGCUCGUUGUUAAGGAAUGGGCAGAGAAGGCAACAAAGAACAGUUGGGAACGCGUGAUUCCAAUGCUGACAACCAAAACCUAUGCCUGUCGCAAAGACCAAACUUAUACCACUGUUUGGAAAACGAUUUCGGCGGCUAUCAGCGCAGAUCCUGAUCUCGUUCGAAUUGUUACGUCUUGUUGUGUGGAUAUUAUGGAGCAGCAACCGAGAUUGACAGAGGAAAUGAUUAAUGACCCUACAGAUGAAGGAGCUUUGGCUGUUCAAGACUUGACGUUUGCUCGACUAUGCCCGCUUUUGAUCCUUUUGUCACUGCCGGAGACAGCAUUUUCAAGUAUUGUAGCGGACGUAGAUGUCCAAGAAGCGGGAGACUACUGGAUGGAAGCAUCUACUGAACAGCAGCCCCUCGAUACAGACAAGAGCUUGUCCAUGCGGCUACUGCAAGCUCUGUUGAUCAGAGCUGAACACAUUAUGGAGAUCCAAUAUAUCCGUCCGGUAGCUUUGACGGUGCUGGCAGGGCUGUUUGGAUCCCAAGGUAGAUUCCUGAAGCUAUGUACCAUCAAGCUUCAAAAGUUGUUGGAUCAAUGGCGAGAUUACCAUGUUGUCAUCAAAUACUGGAUCUACUCGUUUUGCGUAUGGGCCAAGGGACCGUGGACAAGAACACUGUCGAAUGACGAUGCUUUCCUACUAAGUCAAUUGAAGGAUACUUGCUUGGAUACCAUAUCCCACUGGCACGAUAUCCCCGGCAAUGAUGAAUUUCAGAAGUUAAAGAUGGGAGCUGCCGAAGCAACAGCACUAGCAGACGGCAUACUGGUUUCCUUACGCUGAAUUGACACUAAUUUUCAUUAAGCUUAUGGCCACCUUUUCCCUCUGGUCAAUCCACUCACUCGUCAUCAUCAGGAAAAUAGGAUGAAAAGAGCGCUAACGGAAACAGAUGUAAAUU